Paralichthys olivaceus (Japanese flounder) is the source of this 3453-nucleotide messenger RNA. RefSeq names its product FERM and PDZ domain containing 2 (gene frmpd2). Gene Ontology annotation, molecular function: protein binding. The record is from RefSeq and is a predicted model, not a curated record. Gene Ontology annotation, cellular component: cytoskeleton. Lineage: Eukaryota; Metazoa; Chordata; Actinopteri; Pleuronectiformes; Paralichthyidae.
AUGGGUACAUUUGUGACCCUGGCAGAAGUGUUGGAGGCCCGGGGGUCACCACUGGACGAGGACGAGGUCUGGUGUCUGCUGCUCGCCACCACUGAGGCCCUUCUGGACAUCUCCAAAAAAAGUUCUGGCAACAUGUGCAGCGUGCUAAGCCCAGGCUCGGUGCUACUGUCAGCCACUGGGAGUCUGGCCUUCAAGAGCUGUGCAAGAUAUGAAGAUAUUGCCUCCUUCACGGCUCCUGAGGUCCAGCAGGCUCAUGUUGCCUCCACCAGGACUCCAGCUGAAAAGAUGGUUGUUUACUCACUGGGGAUGACUCUUUACUGGUGCGUUGAUUAUCAUCUACCUCAUAACCAGCCAGUCCAGCUGAGUGCAGGGCUGGAGGGUUUACUGCUUAGUAUGUGUGAAGAAAUGGUGGUGAGGCGGACUGACCUGCUGACAGUGCUGGAGACGUGUGAGCUUCACCACAAGGCCGCCAUGCUGCCUCCCGCAGAGCGCCUCAUAAGACAUCUGGUUGAAGAUGUCUACAGGAACUCAGUUGAUCAUGUGUCCAUGGCUGAAAAUGGAUCCCAGCUAACAGACCGCAGUCAAAUGGUCAGGGACAGAUUACACAGGGGCUCCUUCAGUUACUCAACUUGGGCGAUGAAGAAGAAGAUUUCUAGAACAUUCUCGGGAGCAUCUUAUCCAUCCGAGCAUGCAGGGAUCACCUCUGGAGGUCGACACAGAGAGAGUUAUGGCAGCUGGCAGCAGCUGAACCGCAGCCCCUGUAGUCCGUACAUGGACGGUCAUCGGAACACCAACUUAAGAUCCCUCACACAGUUUGACUCCACAAUGAGCCUGAAUGACAAGAAAGCCAAGGACCUUGGUCCUGAGUUUGUGAAAAUCUUAGAUGAGCCACUUGUCACCUUGGAGCUGCCUGGAUCCAUUUUGUCAAAGAAAGGGAAAUCUUCAACCACCCAGAGAGAGCUGAGUGUGGUGAUGCCCAAUGGUCAGAGCAUCCUGGUCAAGUGUGAGGUGAAAUCCCGAGGAGGAGACGUCUUUGACAUGAUUGUGGCUCACUCCAACCUGAUGGAACAUUUCUACUUUGGCCUCGCCUACAUUGAUGAUAGUGAGUUUUUCUUUGUGGACAACGAUACCAAGAUUUCCAAAGUUGCUCCAGAUAGCUGGAAGAAAGUGCCUACAACCACCUUUGUUCUUUACUUCAGGGUCAAAUUCUUUGUCAGUGACAUUUCUCUUCUUUUACACAAACAGACCCGCCACCAGUAUUACCUCCAGCUCAGGAGAGACCUUUUGGACGACAGGCUGUCCUGCCAAGAGGAGACUGCUCUGUACCUGGGAGCUCUGGCCCUGCAGACAGAAUAUGGAGACUGCAUGCCUGAGGUGUAUGGUAGGAAUUACUACCGCCCGGACCAAUACAUCCCCAAGAGUGUGAUGGAGAAACGUGCCUUGCCUUACAUUAAGGACGAGCUGCUACGACUUCACACCAACAACGCUCAGAUGCUCACUGACGAAUCAGAGCUCGACUUCCUCAAAGUGUGUCAGCAGUUGCCUGAAUACGGUGUGUUGUUCCACCGUGUGACGCGUGAAAAAAAGCCUUUAGAAGGAGAGAUUAUCCUCGGGGUUUGUGCCAAAGGAGUCAUCGUCUAUGAGGUCAAAGAUGGCUGCAGGUCCACUAGUCAGAAUUUCUUCUGGAGGGAGACCGCAACCAUCUCCUCUAAUAGGCAUAAAUUUGUAAUAGAGAGCCGUGGCAGCAAGAAGAAGUACAUCUUCAUCACGGAAAGGUCAAAGAUAGCCAAGUAUCUGUGUAACCUGUGCUCCGCCCAGCAUAAGUUCAACAAUGAAAUGAACUCUCGCCAGCUCACCCACAGCCUGAACUCAGAGGCGAACAUUGUGCAGUAUGCAGCAGUUUGUCGUGCUCAGAGCAGCCGGCUCAAGUCCUACUCAUGUUCAGAGACGCCACAGGAUGAAAGUGGACUGACCACGCCUCAGGAGGAGUCUCUAACCAAGCUGUGUGAUGACGUCACUGCAAGGAUCGAGGCCCGGGUUAAACAGCAGCAACAGAGCCUCAACGAGCAAAGCACCUGCUCCAGCAGUCAGCGCAGCAGCACUGGCAUGCGUUCCCCAGCAUUCUCUCUGAGGAGUGGAUCUGAGGCCCCCUCUGGUUCUCCAGCAUUAAGAGAAACGUCGCCUAAGCUGGGAUCAUCAUCAGAUAGAGAAGUCAUUUGUGUUUCCUUAAAGAAAGACCCAAAGCUUGGCCUCGGUAUAGUGAUAGUGGGGGAGGACACUGUGGGGUGUUACGACUUGGGCAUCUUUGUUGCCUCCAUUGUUCCUGGUGGACCAGUUGACAAGGAUGGACGCAUCAGACCAGGUGGUCGUCUGAUCUCUCUGAACCACAUCAGCCUGGAGGGUGUCACCUUCAGUGAGGCAGCAGAUGUCAUGCAGAGCAGCCCAGAGGAGGUGCAGCUCAUUAUCUCACAGCCCAAAGCUUCCCUCAGUAACAACAGCGUGCGCUCUCCUGUGCUGAGGAAUUACGAAUCCCAGCCCACACUGAUGACAGGCGGCCGAUCAGAGGACAGCGGCCUGGAUAUCGUUUCGGUCAUGAUGACACCAAAGACCGGCAACAGGCUGCACGUCCCCUGUGAAGGACGAGUCCUUGGUGCACAGGACUGCUGCUCUCUGUCUCCCUCUCUGAACUCUGUGAGGCCAGAGGAGAUUACUGUGGAUCUCAGGAAGAUAGCAGGAAGUCUGGGCAUCAGCAUCUCGGGUGGAGUCAACACUAACCUUCCUAAUGGAGGAGUCUACAUCAAGAGUCUCGUAGCAGGAGGGGCUGUAGAGAGAGAUGGACGAGUCCAUACAGGUGACAGACUGUUGGAGGUGGAUGGAAUUAGCUUCCAGGGCUUCACAUAUCAGCAGGCUGUGGAGCAUCUGAGUAAAACUGGAGAGGUGGUGACCAUGGUUGUGGAGAGGGAGCUUGUGAACCUGCCCAGGGUUUCUAUCAGUGCAGACACCAGCAGCAGCGCCUCCAAUCAGAGCCUCAGUCCAGUCACCAGUCGGCCAAGACUCAAAAGCUGCUCGUCCAACAGCACCCCUACGAGCACGAUCAGUGACCAGCCCAGAGACUACAGCUUCGUCACUGAUGACAACACCCAGGAGGUGACGCUGACCAAGAGUGCAAAAGGCCUGGGAUUCAGCUUCCUCAUGUGCGAGCUGGAUCCACCCACACAGGACUUUGGCAGCCUGGUGCGGAUAAAGCAACUUUUCCCUGGUCAGCCGGCACAGCAGAGCGGCAGGAUCCAGGAGGGAGACGUCCUUUUGGCCAUCAAUGGCCAAUCACUCAAGGAGCUGUCCUAUCCAAAAGUGCUGAGGCUGUUCAAGAUGUCACCACCUGAGGUUCGACUGACUCUCUAUCGGCCAGCCCACGGGAUGCUUCCUUCCAUCGAUCAGUUCACCGGCACAUGA